GAGUGUCGUUCAUUAGAUCGGCAAUAGUUGGACGCCACAGUUCGCGAAACGGAAAAAAAGUUGUAGAAAAUGUUGAUAUUAAUUUACUUGGUGAUCGCUGUCGGUUCGCUGGUAGCGUAUUUAUUGUACAACAAUUUUCAAUACUGGAAGCGCCGGGGUGUGCCCCACGAUGCGCCCCACCCUUUCUAUGGCAAUCUUGUGGGCUUCCGCAAAUAUCGGGUGAUGCACGAAAUUUUCUAUGACUACUACAAUAAAUAUCGGAACAGCAGCAGCCCCUUCGUGGGCUUCUACUUUCUGCACAAGCCCACAGCCUUCAUCGUCGACACGAAGCUGGCCAAGAACAUAUUGAUCAAGGACUUCUCGAACUUUUCGGAUCGCGGACAGUUCCACAACGAGCGGGACGAUCCACUGACCCAGCACUUGUUCAACCUGGACGGCAAACGCUGGAAGCAGCUCCGUCAGCGACUGUCGCCCACCUUCACAUCGGGCAAAAUGAAGAUAAUGUUUCCCACUGUGAUCAAGGUAUCCGAAGAGUUUGCGACCGUGAUGGAGGAGCAGGUGCCGAGUAGCCAGGGUGGGGCCAUUGUAGAGAUCAAAGAGAUGAUGGCCAGAUUCACCACCGAUGUGAUCGGCACCUGUGCCUUUGGCAUUGAGUGCAACACAUUGCGCACGCCCGUGUCAGACUUCCGCACCAUGGGACAGAAAUCGUUCACACAGCUCAGGCAUGGCCAGCUGCUCACGCUUUUGAUCUUCAGCUUCCCGAAGCUGGCCCGUAAGCUGAGGAUGCGUAUAAUGCCCCAGGACGUGCAUGAGUUCUUCAUGGGCAUCGUGAACGACACGGUGGCCGUGAGGGAAAAGGAGAACUUCAAGCGCAACGACUUCAUGGACAUGCUGAUCGAGAUUAAGAAAAAGGGCAGCGUCACCCUCGAAAAUGGAGAGGUGAUGAAGGCCAUGGACAUUGGUGAAUUGGCCGCCCAAGUGUUUGUCUUCUAUUUGGCCGGCUUCGAGACCUCCUCCUCGACCAUGAGCUACAGCUUCUACGAGCUGGCCCAAAACCAGGACAUACAGGACAGGCUGCGCAGCGAAGUGCAGACUGUUCUCGCCAAAAACGAUGGCAAGCUGACGUACGAGUGUGUCAAGGAAAUGCGCUUCCUGGAUCAGGUAAUCUCAGAAACCCUGAGAUUGUACACUAUUGUGCCCCACCUGGAACGCAAGGCUCUCAACGACUAUGUGGUGCCCGGUCAUUCCGAGUUGGUGAUUGAAAAGGACACCCAGAUCAUCAUACCCGCCUGCGCCUAUCACCGCGACGAGAACCUCUAUCCCGAUCCCCUCCGCUUCGAUCCGGACCGCUUCUCGGCCGAGCAAGUGGCCGCCCGCGACUCUGUGGAGUGGUUGCCCUUCGGCGAUGGACCCCGCAACUGCAUUGGAAUGCGCUUUGGCCAGAUGCAGGCCCGCAUCGGCAUGGCCCAGCUCCUCAACAGAUUCAAGUUCUCGGUCUGUGACAAGACAGAGAUACCCUUGAAAUAUGAACCAAAAUCGUUCACUUUGGGCUCUAUCGGUGGCAUCUACUUGCGUCUGGAACGGAUCUGAGCUUCUGUAUUGAAAUGCCAUUGAAAUUGUCAGCUGUAUGAUCGAUAGAUAAAUAUAGUCAAUUAAUUGUA
Messenger RNA from Drosophila obscura, 1661 nucleotides. It is a transcript of the gene Cyp6a2, whose product is annotated as cytochrome P450 6a2. Gene Ontology annotation, molecular function: oxidoreductase activity, acting on paired donors, with incorporation or reduction of molecular oxygen; iron ion binding; heme binding. The transcript has 2 exons. NCBI's taxonomy places the organism in Eukaryota, Metazoa, Arthropoda, Insecta, Diptera, Drosophilidae. Bases 70 to 1590 code for a protein of 506 amino acids. The record is from RefSeq and is a predicted model, not a curated record.